AUGACUGUGCCUCAGAAGCGCCACAAUGUUCUCCAGCUGACAGCUCAGACAGCUACCACCACAGAAAUGGAUGGGACUUCAGGAGAUGGCUGUCUACACUGGGAGCCCCAGUGUCAGCAGCCAGUGCCUAAGGGUACGCCCAUCACUGUGGUCCCACUCCUACUCCUCACUGGGCCCUGGAUCUCAACCAGCUGUGAGGUCCGCCCAGGGCCAGAAUUCCUCACCCGCUCCUACACCUUCUACUCCAACCACCUCUUCCGAGCCUACCAGUUCUACUACAGGGACCCCUCCUGCCAGCAGCCUACCCACUCACUGCUCAUCAAGGGCAAAGUUCAUCUGCGCCAGGCCUCCUGGGUCACCCCGGGUGCCACCGAGGCCGACUACCAUCUGCACAAGGUGGGCAUAGUCUUUCACAGCCACCACGCCCUGCUUGACAUAGCCAGGCGCCUCAACCAGACCCAGGCUGGUCAGGACUGCACAGGACGGCUGCCCCCAGGCCAGACCUGGCUGCCAGGGACACUGUAUGAACUUCUGAGCUCCCAGGUCCCAGGUGACUGCAUGGUGGCACUGGGCUUCAGCAUGCACGAACUCAGUCUGCUGUGCCUGCAACGUCACAUCCAACAGCAGCCUGGGUUGGCACCUCAUCUAGUCGAGGAGUUGUUCCUUGGGGAUGUCCACACCGACUGGGCAGAGAGACAGCACUACCGUCCCACCGGCUACCAGAGCCCCCUGCAAAGUGUUGUGCACCACACUCGGCCCUGCCCGGCUUGCAGCCUCCUCGCCCACUCCAACGAGCACCGCCCACCUGUCCUGCCUUCCGGGCCAACCCUGCCUCUGCGCCUCGGUGGCCACUGGGUCAGCGUGGGCUGCGAGGCAAGGCCUGCGGUGCUGUUCCUCACACGGCACUUCAGCUUUGAUGACCGCAAACGCUCCUGGGAAGGGUGCUACCACCAUUUCUCCGACCCUGCCUGCCGCCGGCCUACCUUCACGGUGUUUGCGGCUGGCCACUACUCCAGAGGCACCCCAUCCCCUAGAGUCCACGGUGGCACGGAGCUGACGUUUGUGGUUACGCGGGCCCACGUGACCCCCAUGGACCGGGGCACUACAGACAUACUCAACUUCUCCAAGCCAAGCAGCUGUGGUGGCCCAGGAAUCUGGUCAGUAGGUACGGAGAGGGAUGUCACAGCCACCAACGGGUGCCUGCCCUUGGGCAUCAGGCUCCCACAUGUAGAGUAUGAGCUGUUCAAAAUGGAACAAGACCCCCAUGGGCAAAGCCUGCUCUUCAUUGGACAGAGGCCCACAGAUGGGUCCAGUCCUGAUACUCCUGAGAAACGCCCUACCUCCUUCCAGGCCCCCCUGAUGCUCUGCAAGAGGCAGGCCCAAGGGGCCCCCAGGCCCUCACGGCAAUGGCCUCCGAUGCAGAGACCCCCCAUUGGGUGGACCCCAUGUCUUCCUGUCAUCUCUCUCCCCUUGCUAUUCCUGACUCAAGAACUGGCCUUCUCUGAAUGGCUAUAACAUCAGCCUUUAACUUCCAUGGGAGCCCCUCGAACGCUGUAUGGCCCUCCCACAGACACCCACCUGGCUCUGUGUUGUCGGAGCAUUAUGGGGGAAGGACAGCCCUUCUCCGUGGCUCUGUCUUGGAUGAACAUAUGGCCCUGCCACCUCUAGUUUCGCCUGCAUCCCACAGCGCUCACCAGAACUACAAAGCCAGGACCAUAGACCAUGGCUAUGGCUGCAAGAUGCUGUUUCUAAAACCCUUCUGCUAGUUUUAAUC
Messenger RNA from Rattus rattus (black rat), 1774 nucleotides. RefSeq names its product APC down-regulated 1 like (gene Apcdd1l). The transcript is spliced from 4 exons. Gene Ontology annotation, biological process: negative regulation of Wnt signaling pathway. The coding region runs from base 1 to 1515 and encodes 504 amino acids. Gene Ontology annotation, cellular component: plasma membrane. The record is from RefSeq and is a predicted model, not a curated record. Gene Ontology annotation, molecular function: Wnt-protein binding. Lineage: Eukaryota; Metazoa; Chordata; Mammalia; Rodentia; Muridae.